AUGGAAAAACAGAGCAUUCAACUCCGACUUGCAACAAUGAUUUCCAUCCUUCUCUGCCUCUCCAUUUUCCUGCACCCGCAAAUCAUUAAUGCUGCCUCCGCAAUUCCACCUUAUAUUCCAACAGAGCAUAUCCUGCUGAAUUGUGGGUCGCCUUCAAAGCUAACCUCCGCCGAUGGCCAGAGCUGGGACGGGGAUGUGGGUACAAAGUAUUCCCCGGACAUUAAUAAGGCUAAUAUCUCAUUUCCAGCCACAGCAGCGGAGGAAGACCCUUCCAUCACCAGUCAAGUCCCUUACAUGACUGCCCGGAUCUUCCGUUCUCAAUUCUCCAACAGUUUCCCGGUCUCCCCUGGCCAGAAAAUCCUUCGCCUUUACUUUUACCCGGCCACAUACUCCGGCAGCAAUUUCUUAAAAACCCAAUCUUAUUUCUCUAUCACUGCCAAUCAGUAUUCGCUUCUCAGGAACUUCAGCGCGUAUGCCGCAGCCGACGCGCAGAAACCGGAAUCAGCCUCUCUUGUUAAAGAAUUCAUAGUCAGUGUCGGGCGAAUUCAACUUCUAAAUGUCACCUUCGUUCCAGCGGCAAACUCGUACGCUUACGUUAACGGAAUUGAGGUUGUGUCUAUCCCGCCUAAUUUAUAUAUGGGCAGCCACGACAAUAGUUACAAUCCACUCAAAUUUCUCAACGCCCAGAAUUCCUUCUACGAGUUAGAUAGUAACACCACAGCUUUCGAAACUCUUUACCGGCUGAACGUGGGAGGACCGGUCAUAUCCGCCGUGGAUGAUACAGGGAUGUUUCGUCAAUGGUUUCAGGAUGAUGACUUUGUAUUUGGUAAGAAUCAAGCUCUAGAUUAUACUUCACAAACUCCGAAUUAUACCGCGCCGUCACUGGUCUACUCCACGGCGAGGGCGAUGGGAAGGUUGCAUUUCUGCGAGUUUAUCCCUUAUUUAAUCAACGCCACGCAUCAAAGGGAGUUCACGAUCCUCAUCAAUAACCAGACAGCUGAACCAUGGGCCGAUAUAAUUCAGUGGACAGGUGACAAAGCAGAUCUGUUUCUUGCCUUGCGUCCUAACGUUGCCGACAGACCCAUUUUGGUGCCAAUUUUCAAGCCGCCGGAGCAGCAGAAGAGCAAGGGACAAAUCGAAAUGAUAGUCGGAGGAGUGGUUGGAGGAGGCGUCGUAAUUCUGGCACUCUACUUCCUACUGAUUUACAGGCGGCGGCGAGGAAUUAAGAUUGCUUCAAUCCAUUCCCGGUCAACAAAGCGUAAAGUACAAGAAGCUGAGAUUCAAUUGCAUGAUGAAUACAUACAUCAAUUAACAUCCUCCGAUGAAGUGCAAAACCAAAGAAGAGAAGAAGGUGGCUUAAAAAUUUUCAGUUUCAUCUCUAUCAUGGCUGCUACAAAUAACUUCUCAGAAGAAAACAAGCUUGGAGAAGGUGGUUUUGGUCCAGUAUACAGGGGGAGAUUACUCGAUGAUCGGGAGAUCGCAGUUAAAAGACUUUCGAGAACAUCAGUUCAAGGAUUGAUUGAGUUCAAAAAUGAACUGAUACUAAUAUCCAAGCUCCAGCACAGUAAUCUCGUACGAGUUUUAGGAUGUUGCAUCCAUGAAGAAGAGAAAAUGCUAAUCUAUGAGUACAUGCCUAACAAGAGCCUGGACUUCUUCCUUUUUGCUGAAGAUAAGAAGAACCAAUUAGAUUGGCAGAAGCGAUUCAAUAUCAUUGAAGGCAUCGCUCAGGGGCUCUUGUACCUCCACAAAUAUUCGAGAAUGCGAGUUAUACAUAGAGAUUUAAAAGCCAGUAACGUGUUAUUGGAUGGGUGCAUGAAACCCAAAAUUGCUGAUUUUGGUAUGGCUAGAAUUUUCAAUCCGAACGAGACUGAAUCUAUCACUAAUAGGAUUGUUGGGACAUAUGGUUACAUGUCUCCUGAAUAUGCCAUGCAAGGAACUUUUUCAAUCAAAUCCGAUGUUUUCAGUUUUGGGGUGUUAAUUCUCGAAAUUGUCAGCGGUCGGAAAAACUCCAGCUUUUACGAUUUCGAGGACCGUACACUAAACCUCAUAGGACAUGCAUGGGAGUUGUGGAAAGAAGGGUUGGCCUUACAAGUUAAAGAUCCUACAGUUGGUGAUUUGAGUUGUGACACAAAACAAAUCCUAAGAUCAAUUCAUGUUGGUCUUUUGUGUGUACAAGAAAGUGCAGCAGAUAGGCCAACAAUGCCAGAAGUUAUAUCAAUGCUGAAUAAUGAGAGCAUGACUGGACAUGUUGGAGUCAGUUUUAUCGUCAACGCUGCUACCACCAAUCAACCUUACACCCCUACGGAUCAUAUCCUACUCAAUUGUGGCUCGCCGUCAAAGCUUAGCGCCACAGAUGGCCAGAGCUGGGACGGUGAUGUCGGUACAAAGUUCUCGCCGGACAUCAAUAAGCCUAAUAUCUCAUUCCCAGCAACAGCAGGAGAGCAAGACCCUUCCAUCUCCAGCGAGGUCCCUUACAUUACUGCCCGGAUCUUCAAUUCUCAAUUCUCCUAUAGUUUCCCUGUCUCCCCGGGUCAAAAAAUCCUUCGCCUUUACUUUUACCCGGCCACAUACUCCGGCAGCAACUUCUUAAAAAACCAAUCUUUCUUCUCUGUCUCUGCCAAUCAGUAUUCGCUUCUCAGCAACUUCAGCGCGUAUCUCUCAGCACAGAAAUCGGCCUCUCUCGUCAAAGAAUUCAUCAUCAAUGUCGGGCAAAUUCAGCUUCUCAACGUCACCUUCGUGCCGGCGGCAAACUCGUACGCCUUCGUCAACGGAAUUGAAGUCGUUUCCAUCCCGGACAACUUCUAUAUGGGGAGCCAUGACAUCAACAAUAAUCCACUCAAAUUGGUCACCGCCCAAACCACCUUGUACGACUUUGAUCAAAACAGAACAGCCUUCGAAACUGUUUACAGGCUAAACAUUGGAGGGCAGGCAAUAUCGGCAGUGGAUGAUACAGGGAUGUUUCGUCAAUGGUUUCAGGAUGACGACUUCAUAUUUGGUGGGAACCCAGGUAAUUCUUUGAAUAAUGCCACCAUAACUCUUCAGUAUACUUCACAAACUCCGAAUUAUACGGCGCCGUCAUUGGUCUACACCACGGCGAGGGCGAUGGGAAGGUUGAGUGAUAAAUACAAUUUGACAUGGAUUUUCCCAGUGGAUUCCGGGUUCUAUUAUCUGCUGAGGUUGCAUUUCUGCGAGUUCAUGCCUAAUUUAAUCAACGCCACGGGUCAAAGGGUGUUCACGAUUGUCAUCAAUAACCGGACAGCUGAACAAUCCGCGGAUGUAAUAUGGUGGGCAGGUGGUACCGGAAUCCCUGUGUUCCGGGACUAUGCUGUGUUUGUUCCAAAUGCUUCCAACAGCCAGAGCAAACAGGACCUGUUUCUCGCUUUGCAUCCUGACUUUGAAGCCAACCCCAGGUACCGUGACGCAAUCUUAAACGGACUUGAGAUAUUCAAAUUGAACAGCACCGCCGGUAGCCUCGUCGGUCCCAAUCCUGAACUUUCCGUUUCCACGGUGCCAAAUUCCAACCCGCCAGAAAAGAAGAAGAGCAAGGGUGGUAAUAUGGGAAUGGUAGGCGGUGUUAUCGGAGGAGUUGUUGGAGUAGUCAAUUGUUUGAAAGACCAGGGGGUUGACCGGCCGGCGAUGAGUGACGUAGUUUGGAACUUGGAAUUUGCACUGCAGCUACAAGAAGCUGCUGAUAAAGAAGGCGAUCAACGUCCGAUAUUCGUGCCGUUUGUAUCGGAGGGAGGAGACGGAGACAGAACAACGUCCGAUGAAGAUAUGUUUACGUCAGAGGAAGUGAAUGGAGGUGUGGGUGGCGGCGGAGGCAAACUGAAGAAUCAAAGUAGUACAACCGAGAGUUUUUCAACGGAUGGUGUUAGUAUUGACAAAAUGAAGCCGGAAAGUGUUUUCUCUGAGAUCCUGAAUCCUAAAGGACGUUAA
Molecule: messenger RNA, 3936 nt
Organism: Oldenlandia corymbosa var. corymbosa
Lineage: Eukaryota; Viridiplantae; Streptophyta; Magnoliopsida; Gentianales; Rubiaceae
Source: the annotation of a GenBank genome assembly